Molecule: messenger RNA, 2772 nt
Organism: Closterium sp. Naga37s-1
Lineage: Eukaryota; Viridiplantae; Streptophyta; Zygnematophyceae; Desmidiales; Closteriaceae
Source: the annotation of a GenBank genome assembly
AUGCAGCGCUCGAACAUCGUCACUAGAACGUGCGAUCCGCUCUCCAACGAGCUCAUGUCAAGCGCUGCCAUGCGCGCGUCGCUGUCGCCAGGCCAUGGCGACCAGGAGCUUCUACACCGUCCGUUCCUGGAGCUGAUUCACGAUGACGACCAGAGCGCGUUUCAGCUCCCUGUUGUUGCAGCUGCUGCAGCUGUACUCGCUAUAGGGAAGGGGCUGGACUCGUUAGUGGAGCGGCUGAAGGCGCUGGAGGCGAAAAUCCGCGAGGGCGUGUACAACGGGAAGUUCAAGCGGAUAUUCGAGAUCUCUAUGGAUCCGAUCUUUAUCAUCGGUGGAGACAGGCUGAUCCACGAGUGCAACGAGGCGGCAGUGCGGAUGCUGGGGCACCAAUCAAAGGCCGCCAUCUGUCACAAGCUGAGCCCCGCUGCCUUCUCCCCGGAGGUCCAGCCGGGCGGCGAGCGGACGGCGGAUAAGAUGGUGCGAUUCGUGCAGCCGCUGCUGCGAGGAGAGGCCUCUAUCGACGAGUGGUGGCACUAUGACACGCGAGGGGAGCUGUUCCCUGUGCUGGUGAAGGUGCAGUUUCUAAGCGAGGAGCAUCCGGGGGAGGUGGUAUCUGUGUGGCACGACCUGCGGGACAUGAAGCGGCAUGAGGAAGAGCUGAGGCAGGCCAAGGAGGCGGCAGAGGCGGCGAGUCAGGCCAAGAGCCAGUUCCUGGCAAAUAUCAGCCAUGAGAUCCGCACGCCCAUGAAUGGUGUGCUGGGAGUAGCGGAGCUGUUGUUACAAACGCCACUAACCCCCGAGCAGCAGCAGUACUGCGAGGUGAUCCGCUCGUCGGGAGAGAGCCUGCUGCACGUCAUAUCCGAUGUACUCGAUAUAAGCAAGAUCGAGGCGCGGUCGCUAGCGCUCGAGUCGAUCCCGUUUCGCCUGCAGCAGGCAGUAGAGGAGGCUGUGGGUGCUGUUGCUGUGCUGGCACAGCGGAAAGGCCUAGGCCUGCUGCACAUCAUAUCAGACGUACUCGAUAUAAGCAAGAUCGAGGCGCGGUCAUUAGCUCUCGAGUCGAUUCUGUUUCAGUUGCAGCAGACGGUGGAUGGCGCUGUGGCUGCUGUUGCUGUGCUGGCAUGGCAGAAAGGACUCAAUCUGGAGGUGGAGAUGGAUGGCGCCGUGCCUCGCUGCAUCGUGGGAGACCCCUCUCGCCUGCGCCAGGUGCUGCUCAACCUCCUCUCCAACGCCAUCAAGUUCACCCACCAGUCACAAGCUCCCUUCUUCCCUCCAUCCUCCCCUCUCUUCUCCAUCCUCCUUCGCUCCUCUCAUUCCCUCCCUCCUUCCCUCUUGAACCCUUUCAACCCCCUCUCCAACACCAUCAAGGGCUUUGUGAAGCUCCGGAUUUUCACAUCGAACGUUACAGGAAACCUGCCUCACCCAACAGAGGAAGACUCUAAGGCCCGUGCAGCAGCAGCAACAACACCUUGCGUCGAGGCCCUUCAGAGCUUAGCAGGGGGCGCAGCAGGCUCAUCAGCAGCAGAGGCAACAGCAGCGGAACUGCAGGGGGGAGACGUGGAGAUGCCGUUGCGACAUAUGGGUUCUAAAAAUGGUUGGAGGAAACGCAAGAGACUGGACUGCAGCAGUGAGGAGGAAGAAUGCUGCACGAACGAUGCACGGUGGGGAGCAGCAGCAGACAGGGCCAGUGGGGAGGUUGAUGGUUGCACGGUUCUGAAGCGCAGCAGAAGGAAUUCUGCUGGUGGGGCGGCAGGAGGGAUUUACAAGGAGCAGGUGAGAGUGGAACCAGAGGGGAAGGGCCAGGCAGAGAAAGUGAUGCAAGUAACGUUUGGAGAGCUCAAGGUUUGGCGAAGCGAUGAAGGGUGCAUAUCAGAAGGAGUGGCAGUGGCCAUGGAGACAACAGUGGCAGCAGCAGCAUGUCGAAAGAGUGAUACAGAAGUGGAGGAGAUCGCAGUGCACUUUGAGGUGGUUGAUUCGGGCAUCGGCAUCCCUCCAGCCAUGCUCCCGCGCCUCUUCCAGCCGUUCAUGCAGGCAGACGAGUCCACUAGCCGCCGGUACGGUGGCACGGGGCUCGGGCUCGCCAUCUGCCACUCGCUCGUCACGCUCAUGGGCGGCACCAUCCACGUGUCCUCGGUGGCCAGUCCAAAGCCUGCCGACCGUGUGCCUGUGGCUGGAUCCGCGGGUGAUGCGAAUGCAGGCAGCAGGAACCCCACGAGUCCCUCCAGCAAAAUCACUACUCCUACCAGCCCCACCAGCCCCACCAGCCCCACCAGCCCCACCAGCCACACCAGCCUCACCAGCCACACCAGCCUCACCAGCCACACCAGUCCGACCAAUCCAUGUCCCAUGGCUGCUGAUAUAACUGCAUGUCCGACAGCAGCAAUAGGUGCUGCUGAUUUCUACAGCAAGCAAGCUGCUGAUGCUCAUCCAAGGCAUGGCACCACGUUCCAGUUCUCGCUGCCCUUCAAGGUGGUCAGGGCAACUUCUGAACCUUCCAGCAUAGCGAAGGCACCAAGUGGUUUGAAAUCACCUCCCCGAUCACCAUCGGUGUCAUUUCCGGGAGUGCGGUGUCUGGUGGUGGAGGACAAUGCAGUGAACCGCAUGGUGGUGGUGCGUCUGCUGCGCAGCCUACGUGUGAACAGCGACGUGGCGGAGAAUGGCGUGCUUGCAGUGCAGGCAUGCCGUGACAAGGAAUACGACCUUGUGCUCAUGGUAAGCCUGGCUUGCUCGAUUGCUGGAUACGAACCGCCUUUCUAUUUGGUACCUUGGCCUUCCUGA